UCCACCUGCCGAUGCCGGAGAAGCAGCGGUACGCCAACUCCCCCGCGACGUACGAGGGGUACGGCAGCCGCCUCGGCGUCGAGAAGGGCGCGAUUCUCGACUGGGGUGACUACUACUUCCUCCACCUCCGCCCCCGCCGCCUCAUGAGUCAUGAGAAAUGGCCAUCGCUCCCUCCCUGCUUACGGGAGACGGUGGACGAGUACGGCCGGGAACUAAUAAAGCUGUGCGAAAGAUUGAUGAGAGUUUUGUCGAGGGGGCUUGGGCUCGACGGCGGGCGGUUGCAGGCCGCAUUCGGAGGCGGCGGGGACGACGACGGGGUUGGAGUUUGCAUGAGAGUGAACUUCUAUCCAAAAUGCCCGCAGCCGGAGCUCGCGCUGGGGCUCUCGUCGCACUCCGACCCCGGCGGCUUGACAGUGCUCCUCCCCGACGACCGCAUUAAAGGGCUCCAGGUUCGGAAGGACGAUAAUUGGGUCACCGUCGAGCCCGCGCCCGACGCGUUCAUUGUCAACAUCGGCGAUCAGAUUCAGGUGGUGAGCAAUGCGGUGUACAGGAGCGUGGAGCACCGUGUGAUUGUGAACGCGGAUGCCGAGCGACUGUCAAUCGCGUUCUUCUGCAACCCGAAAAGCGACCUCGCGUUGGGACCGUUGCCUGAGCUGGUGACACCCGAUAGGCCGGCGCUCUAUCAGCCAAUGACGUUUGAUGAGUAUCGGCUGUACAUCAGGAAGAAGGGCCCGCGCGGCAAAUCUCAGGUGGAAUCACUCAAGGGCGAGAGAUGACCACACUCUUUUUUUUCUUUUUUUCUUUUUUUCUUUUUUUUUUUUUUGGGGGGGGGCUAAAUUGCCGGCGACACUUUG
Messenger RNA from Ananas comosus (pineapple), 854 nucleotides. RefSeq names its product probable 2-oxoglutarate-dependent dioxygenase At5g05600. The record is from RefSeq and is a predicted model, not a curated record. The transcript has 3 exons. The coding region runs from base 12 to 776 and encodes 254 amino acids. NCBI's taxonomy places the organism in Eukaryota, Viridiplantae, Streptophyta, Magnoliopsida, Poales, Bromeliaceae.